UUGCUUUUAUCUUUUUUAUCUCCAGCUCUUCCACAGCCUUCCCAUCCGUCUGGUACCAACGUCAACUUACUCCAACCACCUGCGGGCAUACAUUAUCUCUCUUGGGUUCACAAUCCAAGUACAUUGAAUUCUGAUGUCAACAAGCUUGUCCGUUUGGCAAAGCGUUUGCCCGAUAAGGCAAACAUUUUCUACCGGGAGUUGCAUCGUGUGAGGUCUGCCGCUUUGGCAUACGGAUGUCCCGAAUUGCUCCAGAAAAUCCAUCAAUUAAUCCUAGUCCAGUUUGAGCACCAAGCUACUGCAGCGGCCUCCUGCACCACACGACCGCCCACGCAGACAUCGAACCCAACGGGGGUACUAGGAGCAAGAAUAUCGACAGCAUCUCUCACUCCUGCAUCAAGAACAGGAGCGCGAGCUGUUGAGCCACAUCUGGACAAUUUGCGACAACUGAUGUUGAAUACCCGAUUUAACGAGUCCUGA
Protopolystoma xenopodis is the source of this 477-nucleotide messenger RNA. Lineage: Eukaryota; Metazoa; Platyhelminthes; Monogenea; Polystomatidea; Polystomatidae. The record is from the annotation of a GenBank genome assembly.